CUUAUUUAUUUACUAUCUUUUACAUUUAUACAUUCAGAUAUUAAUUUUCCGAAUUUAACUUACAGUUAGAAGGUGUAUUUCGGCUCGAAACGCCCACGCUUUUGUUCGGAUAUGAACCGGAAAAAAGGGCAAACAUUUAUCCUCAUAUCAGUCCUAUAGGCUUGUCUCUGUCCAUAAGGGCACAGCCUUUUAUGCCUCGUUUGCAUGCUGACAUGGAAAAAUUGCAAAGCAACGAAACGCCAUACUUGAGAAAUUACAUUCUAAAAUGGAACGAACGGUAUAACGAGAAUUUUCCUCGCAGAAAAUUUUCUGCUCUUGCCAUAGACGUUUACGGUCGAACGAGCUGCGUUACCAGAUAUAUAACUCCUAUUGAACUUCCACAGCUGAAUCCAGAUAAUUUUCAAGUUACCACCCAGCAACUGGCCAAAUACAUUUCUAAAUUUUCUUUCACCGAUUAUAACAAAUAUUAUCAAAACAUCUGGCUUACAGCAAAGCAAUUUUUGAAUAUUAUGGUUGGUUCAGUGGUGGACCAUGCAGUAACACUAGCUUGUUGUCUGCAGUCAUUAGAUUUACAUGUUUGGCUACUAUUGGGCUAUGGUACACCUAAUGGAUCUAGUGCUUAUGUCUUAACAAGAGAAUCAACAUCAAACUCCUAUGCCCCUACAUAUUACAUUUUUGAUGUAACAACUGGCACAAAAUACAAUAUCCUAGACAGUAUAUCUCCCUUACAGAUAAUCUAUUGUGUCAUCAAUAGAAAAAAUGUUUGGGCAAACACUCAGAGAACUAAUAAAGUAACAAAUACUCGGUUUGACUUUAGCAAAAUAUCAGACUGGUUGCCCCUAUUUACUGAAGAAAUCGUAGGACCAUCAAUUUCAAUUCAGCAGAGAGUAGCUUUUAGAACACUAUCUAAUGAACAGUAUUUACUACAAAGCAAACUGGAAAAGAAAAUUCACAAAAAAAUUGCUAAACUUACAAAUGGGGAAACAAUUAAAUUCUGCAGCAGCCUAAGCAAAACAUUCAAAAAACAUAUGUUGAAAUUUAUUAACGGCUGUUUUAGCGACCAGCCGGAUUUUGAUAUAGCACAAACCAUAUUAAGUGUACAAUUUUCACACAAACAGAAGAUGAAAGGCUUUCUUGUAUGCAAAACAUACACUAACGUCAGUUCACUGUUAGAAUUUAUAGAUAACACAGAUUUGUUAAAACCGUUAAGAGCUGAUUCUGAAUACAUUUUAGCAACGCAGCUAGUUUCAUGGCCAAAUCAAAUUAUACUAUGGAUUUUAAUAGCUGUUGUAUAUUAAUAGAUCAUAUCAAUUAACAUUA
Messenger RNA from Agrilus planipennis (emerald ash borer), 1320 nucleotides. RefSeq names its product coiled-coil and C2 domain-containing protein 2A (gene Cc2d2a). The coding region runs from base 192 to 1298 and encodes 368 amino acids. NCBI's taxonomy places the organism in Eukaryota, Metazoa, Arthropoda, Insecta, Coleoptera, Buprestidae. The transcript has 5 exons. The record is from RefSeq and is a predicted model, not a curated record. Gene Ontology annotation, biological process: protein localization to ciliary transition zone; non-motile cilium assembly. Gene Ontology annotation, cellular component: ciliary transition zone.